AUGUCUCGGUACGUAUCCCAUGCUGGAACCAAACCGGAUAAUAAAGAAGUGCUGACAGUUCGAUUUCGAGGGCAGCCGGCUGGCAGAGGCGUGAUUUGGGACCAGGAAAUCUACGACAACUUUGCCUAUAACCAGGAUCGCACCUUUUUCCAUACCUUUGAACUCGAAGACUGCGCCGCUGGUCUCUCCUUUGUCGACGAGAAGGAGGCCAAGACCUUCAUUAAGAAGAUGUAUGAGCGCGAGAAGCAGGCGAGCAAAGAGACUGCCAAGACGCCUUUCGCAUCGACCCGAGGCCAAGGACCAGCUCCCGUGACGAAUGGGAAAGUAGGUCGGUCAUUGUUCGGUAGCUUGUUGCACCGUUCGAGCCCAACCCCAAGUGCGCCGCCACCAACAGCACCUGCGCCUUCAAUACAGGUUGCGCCCCCGCCGACGUUAUCCCCAAUUGCACCACCAGCGCUGCCAGCCAAGGCAGAUUUACCGUUCGACACUAGCGAUCCAUCGUGGAAAGGACUGUUGGAUGAGCUCAAGGGCAUGGGAAUCACCGAAGAUCAGAUCGCCGAGAACUCCGAAUUCAUCAAAGCCUGGAUUGAUCAGAAGCAGGCAGCAGCAGCAGAGGCUCCCCCUGCGGAGGGCGUCAAUAAGCCCAAGACCGCUCCUCCACCACCACCGCCUGCUCCAAAGGUCAACUCAAUUAGCCCGCAAGACACCGGAUCAAGCUCGACAAGCCGCCGGGGACCUCCACCCCCGCCCCCGUCACGGAAAACGCGUACUGAGGCACCAGAAGAACGAGUAUCGACUCCCCCGCCCCGCGAGCCCUCUCCACCUGUACGGAGAUUCAACGCGCCGCCUCCACUUGCUGAUGCCGGCAAGUUUGCGGAACCAGCUGGCCCUGUGCCUCCCCGACGUCCACGUGCAAUCUCUAAUGUCAAUCCUGGACCUGGACCUCCGCCGCCGCCUCGGCCUCCAAAGACUCCCAUGGAAGAUAGCCAGCCGAGUCCGUCCCGCUUCGGAGUACCGCCACCUUUCUCUGGUGAUCGCAAGGUGUCUGCGCCGCCGGCACCCCCAAGCCGUAGCCCUGUGCCUGGCGGUCCUCCACCGCCGCCUCCUCGCACGGCAAGCCCAGCAGCACCACCUCAGCUGCCUCCUAAGCUUCCUCCAAUGAACGCCCCUAGCGGACCACCUCCUCCCCCUGCUAGAGGUCCAACCUCUCCACCUCUUCCUCCACCCCCACCCCCAGCGGCCCGGCCUGUGCCUGCCGCACCCUCCUCCCCUCCCGCUGUCCCUCCACCACCUCCUCGAGGCCCAGUUGCGCCUCCCCCAGUACCGCCAACAGCUUCUCCCAGUCUUCCUCCACCACCUCCCCCGCCUGGCUCUGCACCCGGUGGUCUCCCGCCUCCGCCGCCCCCUCCAGGCCGAGGCCCAUCAAUGCCACCACCGCCCCCAGCACCGGGAUCGAGAGCACCUGGAGGACCACCCCCACCCCCUCCACCACCUGGUGGUGGUGCUCCUCCUCCUCCACCCCCUCCUCCUGGCGGCGGUGCUCCUCCUCCACCUCCUCCCCCUGGUGGUGCUGCGCCUCCCCUUCCAAAGCCCAGCGGUGGACAUGACAACCUUUUGGCAUCUAUCCGAGCAUCUGGUGGCCACGGUGGCGGUGGACUCCGCAAGGUCAAGGACUCAGAAAAGAAAGACCGUAGCGCCGCAGCCGUGCCUGGUGCUGCCAACGAGUCAACUGCAACCCCUAGCUCAGGGGGUGCUCCGCAAGGCGGCUUGGCUGGUGCUUUACAAGAUGCUCUCAACAAGCGGAAGCAGAGAGUCAGUGGAAGUGAUGACGAGAAAGACAACGACGACGACUGGUGA
Messenger RNA from Penicillium salamii, 1857 nucleotides. Lineage: Eukaryota; Fungi; Ascomycota; Eurotiomycetes; Eurotiales; Aspergillaceae. The record is from the annotation of a GenBank genome assembly.